AAAAGGAGACGAACUCCAUACAAAAGUAUAAAACAAGCAGUCUACACAGUUUUGCAAAGCAUUGGAGCAUCCGAAGGGAAGAAAACGAACAGAGUCAGUUACUACUCAUCAAUCAUCAUGGGUGCAAUUUUCGAAACUGAAGAAGAAGAAUCAAAGAUCAACGAGAGCAAGAAUGUUGGGUCUCCAACAAAGCCACCAUUGCUGUUCUUUUUUGGAGAACUCUCCGGGGAAACCAAGCAUGGCUUCUUUGACCCAAUACGACAGACCUUCGACGUCGUUCACCUUCAAGAACUUGAAUGUCAGGCAGAGUGUCUUGCUUCUCGACACGGUUGGCUACUCAUAUUAUCAAGAGAAACCUCUUCUCUCUUUUUCUUCAACCCCUUAAUGCGUCGAAGAAUUGAUCUCCCGUAUAGCAAUCGUAUCAUCACUGCCGCGGCAUUCUCUGCCCCUCCUACUUCCCCUAAUUGCACUGUUUAUGCAAUUAAAUCCUCCACUUUCAAUGAUGCAUGCGAGCUUCAUAUCGACACUUUUCUUAUGGGACAAGAAAGCUGGAUCCCCCAUUCAUAUAAAUCUACUACAAAACCCCUCAUAGGUAAUGUUGUUCAAGCAGUUUGUAGCAAGGAGGUUUUGUACUGUGUGGAUUCACGCGGAAGAGUCGGUGCCUUUGAUGUGAAGAUUGGGAAUUGGACCCUUUUUCCGAGCAAGGAAUUUCAGAAGGUUUGCACCAUUUCUCUGGUGGAAUUCAAUGGAGAUAUAUUUGCAGUAAAGAAAGGAGGUUAUGGUGUUAUUGAGAAGCUUUAUAAAUUGAGUAUUGAACAUGGGAUGGCGGCUUGGGAGGAGGAGAAGGACUUGGGUGAUUUUUCAGUGUUUGUUGGUCCAUAUGUGUCAUGUGGUGUGUUGGCUCCGAAUGAAGAGACGAAGGAGAAGCUUUUUGUUGCCGACUGUAGACCCGAAUCCAAGUGUGUCGUCUACAACGUUGAUGGAAUGGACUACAAGAAGGCUAGCAGGUUUAUUGGCGGAUCCUUCAGUUGGUGGUACACUCCGGUUUGGAUUGAAAGGUGAAACAAUCUCGUCGGAUUGAAGAAGCUUUUUGUUGUUGUUGCCAACUCUGAUUUUGAAGAAGCUAGCUUCUUGUUUUUUAGUUUUUGUUAUUUUGUUUUAAUUUUCCGUAGAAGGUCUUUCUAUUUAGUUUUGAUUUUUUUUUUCAGUAGAAAUAA
Molecule: messenger RNA, 1217 nt
Organism: Corylus avellana
Lineage: Eukaryota; Viridiplantae; Streptophyta; Magnoliopsida; Fagales; Betulaceae
Product: F-box/kelch-repeat protein At3g18720
Source: RefSeq, a predicted model, not a curated record